GUCGCUGACAGCUCGGCCGCGGCGAGCUUCUCCUCUCCUAAGGCGGCAGGAUUCCUGAGUAUAUUCGGAAACAGAACUGUUUCAGCCACACCGAAGCAGUCUGUCUUCUCAGAGACACAACUCCAGCUCAGCGGAGCCACGACAGAUAUAAGCCGUCAUGGUGAAAAGCCACAUAGGCAGCUGGCUCCUGGUUCUCUUUGUGGCCACAUGGAGUGACAUUGGCUUCUGCAAGAAACGGCCGAAGCCUGGAGGAGGCUGGAACACCGGGGGGAGCCGAUACCCAGGGCAGGGCAGUCCUGGAGGCAACCGCUACCCACCCCAGGGUGGUGGCGGCUGGGGUCAGCCCCACGGGGGCGGCUGGGGCCAGCCCCACGGGGGUGGUUGGGGUCAGCCCCAUGGGGGCGGCUGGGGACAGCCGCAUGGUGGCGGUGGCUGGGGUCAAGGUGGUGGCAGCCACGGUCAGUGGGGCAAGCCCAGUAAGCCCAAAACCAACAUGAAGCAUGUGGCGGGAGCCGCAGCAGCUGGGGCGGUCGUGGGGGGCCUGGGCGGCUACAUGCUGGGGAGCGCCAUGAGCAGGCCCCUCAUUCAUUUUGGCAACGACUAUGAGGACCGCUACUACCGUGAGAACAUGUACCGCUACCCCAACCAAGUGUACUACAAACCGGUGGAUCAGUACAGCAACCAGAACAACUUCGUGCACGACUGCGUCAACAUCACAGUCAAGCAGCACACGGUGACCACCACCACCAAGGGCGAGAACUUCACGGAGACCGACAUGAAGAUCAUGGAGCGCGUGGUGGAGCAGAUGUGUGUCACCCAGUACCAGCGAGAGUCCGAGGCUUACUACCAGAGGGGGGCGAGCGCCAUCCUCUUCUCGCCCCCUCCCGUGAUCCUCCUCAUCUCGCUGCUCGUUCUCCUGAUAGUGGGAUGAGGACGGCCUUCCCGUUCUCUCCAUCGUCUUCAUCUUUUACAGGUUGGGGGAGGGGGUGUCUACCUACAGCCCUGUAGUGGUGGUGUCUCAUUCCUGCUUCUCUUUAUCACCCAUAGGCUAAUCCCCUUGGCCCUGAUGGCCCUGGGAAAUGUGGAGCAGACCCAGGAUGCUAUUUAUUCGAGCCCCCAUGUGUUGGAGUCCUUCAGGGGCCAAUGCUAGUGCAGGGUUGGGAAUAACAGCAAAUCAUCAUUGGUUGACCUGGGGCUGCUUUUUUUUU
Molecule: messenger RNA, 1208 nt
Organism: Enhydra lutris kenyoni (northern sea otter)
Lineage: Eukaryota; Metazoa; Chordata; Mammalia; Carnivora; Mustelidae
Gene: PRNP
Product: prion protein
Exons: 3
Coding region: 158-931 (257 amino acids)
Biological process (GO): protein homooligomerization
Cellular component (GO): membrane
Source: RefSeq, a predicted model, not a curated record